This is a messenger RNA of Eucalyptus grandis, 1103 nucleotides long. Its product is annotated as chalcone--flavonone isomerase. Gene Ontology annotation, biological process: flavonoid biosynthetic process. The transcript has 4 exons. The coding region runs from base 78 to 809 and encodes 243 amino acids. The record is from RefSeq and is a predicted model, not a curated record. Lineage: Eukaryota; Viridiplantae; Streptophyta; Magnoliopsida; Myrtales; Myrtaceae. Gene Ontology annotation, molecular function: chalcone isomerase activity.
UGUACUCACUCCGUUCCGCCCCACAUCUCUGCCGUCGACAUUCCAAGACCCCCCACCGAACCAGCAGCCGACAGACGAUGGCGCCGCCCCCUUCCGUCCCCGUCAGCGAGGUCCAGGUCGAGUCCGUCAAGUUCCCGCCCUCCGUCAAGCCGCCUGGCUCCGCCAAGACCCUCUUCCUCGGCGGCGCAGGGGCGAGAGGCCUGGAGAUCCAGGGGAAGUUCAUCAAGUUCACGGCGAUCGGGGUCUACCUGGAGGACGCGGCGCUGCCGUCGCUCGCCGCCAAGUGGAGCGGCAAGAGCGCGGAGGAGCUGGCCGACUCCGUCGAGUUCUUCCGAGACGUCGUCACAGGUCCAUUCGAGAAAUUCUCCCGGGUGACCAUGAUAUUGCCAUUGACGGGAGCUCAAUACGCAGAGAAGGUCACCGAGAACUGCGUCAAAUACUGGCAAUCCGUUGGAACCUACACUGAUGCCGAGGCUGUUGCGGUUGAGAAAUUCCGCGAGGUUUUCAAGGACCAAUCCUUCCCGCCCGGCGCCUCGAUUCUAUUCACACUAUCGCCCAACGGAUCAUUGACGAUUGCAUUGUCUGAAGAUGGAUCCGUGCCCGAAGCCUCGAACACGGUGAUCGAGAACAGACAACUCACGGAGGCGAUAUUCGAGUCGAUGAUCGGCAAGCACGGCGUAUCUCCUGAAGCUAAGACGAGCCUGGCCUCGAGGAUUAGUGAACUCCUGAAGGACUGCGAGAAGAAGGCGGAUGAAGUCGACAAGAUUGCAGCCCCGAAGGCGGCGGCGGCCAAAGUCAACGUCGCGUAGAAUGGCGGAGGAGAUGACGGGGGCAAGUCGGGUGUGGCGGAGGAGAGAGCGGAAUCAAAUGGCAGAACAGUGGCACCUGCCGCUAUAUAAGGCGGAGAUAAAGCAGCAGCGUCAUUAAGGGAAAAUGACAUUAAUAAUGUUAAUCUCAUCUUUGGAUAUUUAGUCGAUGAUCUUGGUGUGAAAUUUGCAGCUUCGCGGUAUGUGGACUUCUCAUAAAUGUUCACUUUUGUAUUUUUAUUUGAUCACAAAAUGGUAAAAAAAAAGAAGAAGAAGGAGUCACAACUUUCUAAACUA